AUGGCGCCAAAAAAGAAGGGAAACAGAAAGCAGGAUGACGACUGGGAGGCCGAGCUGGGAGAAAGUAUUGCGCCCGUCAGUGAGCAGCCUAAGGAGGAGACUCCUGCGGACGCCGCUCCCGAAGAGGACGGCAUGGGUGGCGGUCUCCUCGCUGCUCUGAGAAAGAACAAGACCAAGAAGGCCAAGAAGGGCAAGCCGGUCAACGAUUUCGUCGAGGGCGAGGAUGCGACAGAGCAGGCGAACGGGGAUGUCGAUUUCGCCAGCAAGCAGCCCGAGGAAGGAACAUUCGAUGAGGAGGACGUUUUCGCCGGAAAGAAGAACCAGAAGCCUGCUAAGGCUACACCUCCGGCACCGGCUUCAGUUGAAGGAGAUGGCGAGAUCCGCGUGAAGAGUAAGAAGGAAAAGGAGAGGGAAAAGAAGGAAAGAGAGAAGCAGCGUAAGAGGGAGCAGGCCUUAAAGAAGAAGGCUACUGCUCCUGAGCCGAAGGCCGAGCCUGCCAAGGCUGAGAAGAAAGAAGAGGCAGCUCCCGCCGCUGCUGCUCCCGCGCCUGCCGCCGCCGCUCCUGAGGCGCCUGGCAAGAAGAAGAAGCUCCCCGCCCAUCUGGCCGCUCUUCAGAAGCAACAGGAGGCUCUCCGGAAACAACGUGAAGAGGAAGAGCGACGUUUAGCUGAAGAAAAGGCUGCGGAGGAAGAGAGACUGCGCCGUGAAGCCGAGGAAGAGAAGAAGAGGGAAGAAGCUCGCCAGCGGAAGAAGGAGAAGGAGAGGGAAAAGAAGGAGCAGCUCCGAAGAGAAGGAAAGCUUCUCACCAAGGCCCAGAGGGAAGCUAAGGAGCGCAAUGAACUUCGCAUGAAGCAGAUGCUUGCAGCCGGUGUGGGUAAGGUUGCUGGUCUCGAGGAGCCAGGAAUUGAGAAGAAGAAACCCGUGUACGACAACAGGAAGCGAAAGGGUCCCAAGAAGCAGGAGGAAGACCUUGAAGCUGCUGCUGCCCGUGCUCGCGCUCAACGUGAGGCUGAGGAGGAAAGACGCAAAAAGGAGGAAGAAGAGAAGAAGGCUAAAGCUGAGGCUGAGGCUGCCGCCGCCGCCGCUGCUGCUGCUGCUGCUGGUGACGAGGAGAGCGAAGUGGAUGAUUGGGAGAAGGCUGCUGAGGCCGAAGAAGACGUGAAGGACAGCUGGGAUGCUCCUUCUGAGGAUGAGGGAGAGAAGCCAGCCACGAACGGCGCAGCCAAGCCCGCAGCUGCACCCCAACAGAAAGCUGAGGUGCAUGAGUCCGAAUCCGAGGAAGAUUCAGAGGAUGAUUCGGAAUCUGAGUCGGAAGAUGAGGAGAAGUCUGCCGCGCAGAAGGCUAUCGCUCAACGAAAGGCCGAAGCUGCCGAGCGGAGGAAGAAACAGCAUGAGGAAGCAUUGGCCGCUCGUUCAAAGGACAAUCUGCGUUCUCCUAUUUGCUGUAUUCUUGGACACGUCGAUACCGGUAAAACCAAGUUACUGGAUAAGAUCCGACAGACGAACGUGCAAGAGGGUGAAGCUGGUGGUAUUACGCAGCAGAUUGGUGCUACAUACUUCCCCGUGGACGCUUUGCGCCAGAAGACCGCUGUGGUGAACAAGGAUGGCAAGUUCGAGUUCAAGAUUCCCGGUUUGCUGGUCAUCGAUACGCCUGGUCACGAGUCUUUCUCCAACUUGCGUUCGAGAGGUUCAUCUCUCUGUAAUAUCGCCAUUCUGGUUGUCGAUAUCAUGCACGGUCUCGAGCCUCAGACUUUGGAGUCCAUGAGAUUGCUUCGUGACCGCAAGACUCCUUUCAUUGUGGCCCUGAACAAGAUUGACCGUCUCUAUGGCUGGAAGAAGAUCGACAACAACGGCUUCCAGGACAGUUUGGCCAUGCAGAGCAAGGGUGUUCAGAACGAAUUCCGCACCCGUCUUGAGCGCACAAAGCUUCUCUUCGCCGAGCAAGGUUUCAACGCCGAGCUCUACUAUGAGAACAAGUCCAUGGCCCGCAAUGUCUCCUUGGUUCCCACUUCCGCUCACACGGGUGAGGGUAUUCCCGACAUGUUGAAGUUGUUGACCACCCUGACUCAGGAGCGUAUGACCAACUCGCUCAUGUACCUGUCCGAAGUUGAGUGUACUGUUCUCGAGGUCAAGGUUAUUGAGGGUCUUGGUACCACCAUUGACGUUGUCCUUUCGAACGGUAUUCUCCGUGAGGGUGAUCGAAUCGUGCUCUGCGGUCUAAACGGCCCCAUAGCAACGAAUAUCCGAGCAUUGCUGACGCCAGCUCCCCUUAAGGAACUUCGUCUCAAGUCGCAGUAUGUUCACAACAAGGAGGUCAAGGCCGCUCUUGGUGUCAAGAUUGCUGCCAACGACCUCGAGCAUGCCAUCGCCGGUUCGCGGUUGAUGGUUGUUGGACCUGAUGAUGACGAGGAGGAUAUUGAGGAAGAAGUCAUGUCCGAUCUGGAGAACCUGCUGAGCAAGGUUUCCCGUGACCAGCGUGGUGUCAGUGUCCAGGCUUCUACCCUUGGUUCUCUCGAGGCUCUGCUCGAGUUCCUGCGUGUCUCCAAGAUUCCUGUUGCCAACAUCUCCAUCGGUCCUGUCUACAAGCGUGAUGUGAUGAUGUGUGGUACUAUGUUGGAGAAGGCAAAAGAGUACGCUGUCAUGCUUUGCUUCGACGUCAAGGUGGACAAGGAAGCGGCUGCAUACGCAGAGGAAGUUGGCGUCAAAAUCUUCACGGCCGACAUUAUCUACCACCUGUUUGAUGACUUCACCAAGCACAUGGCAGAGUUGACCGAGAAGAGAAAGGAAGAGAGCAAGCUGCUCGCUGUCUUCCCUUGCGUGCUCAGGCCCGUUGCUGUUUUCAACAAGAAGGACCCCAUCGUCAUUGGUCUGGAUGUUAUUGAAGGCAGCUUGAGAAUGCACACGCCAAUUUCCGCUGUGAAGACAAACCCCACUACAGGUGCUAAGGAGAUCAUCGAGCUCGGCAGAGUUGUGUCUAUUGAGCGUGACCACAAGCCUAUCCAGGUUUGCAAGAAGGGCCAACCUUCCGUCGCCGUCAAGAUCGAAGGAGCCAACCAGCCUAUGUACGGCCGUCAACUGGAAGAGAAGGACACCCUCUACUCGCACAUUUCCCGCGCCAGUAUCGACACCCUCAAGGAGUUCUACCGUUCCGACGUAUCGAUGGAGGAAUGGGCUCUUAUCAAGAAGCUCAAGCCCGUGUUUGACAUUCCUUGA
This is a messenger RNA of Aspergillus lentulus, 3213 nucleotides long. Its product is annotated as putative mitochondrial translation initiation factor IF-2. Gene Ontology annotation, biological process: translational initiation. Gene Ontology annotation, molecular function: GTPase activity; translation initiation factor activity; GTP binding. Lineage: Eukaryota; Fungi; Ascomycota; Eurotiomycetes; Eurotiales; Aspergillaceae. The record is from RefSeq and is a predicted model, not a curated record. Gene Ontology annotation, cellular component: cytoplasm; mitochondrion.